AUGACUCAAGAUCUAGAGAAAAAAAUAGAAGUGAUAUCAAUAAACGACUCCAUCCCCGAAGAAAAUGGUCCAAGAGUACCUCAUGAACGCCAAGUUAUUGAUACAAUAAUUGAAAUAUGGAAACAAGAUCCAAAUACUGAAAAUUUAGGUGUUAGUAAAUUACAUUCAAUAGUUAAACAAAAACAUUCCAAUUGGUCAUUAUCUGAAAAAAGAGUACGUCAACUCCUAAAAAAAUUCGGAUUAUCAACAAAUCAAGAACAAUUUACAUAUGCAAAAGAUAUAAAAUCAGAAUUAACUCCAGAUAUAAAUUUACCUCCUAAAAUUCAAGUUGUAAUGACUUCAAAAAGAGGUAAAUGUCUUUAUGCUAAAAAACCAAUUACAAAAGGUGAAUUAAUAUGGGAAGAAAAACCAUUAUUCUUUAUACCACCAUUAGCUAAUGUUAAAUUAAUAUCUCAUGGAUCAGCUUGUUCAUAUUGUGGAAAAUUACUUCAACAAACAGAAAUGAAAACUGUACUUAAAGGUUUAGAUUGUAAUGUAUGUUCUGAAAUUUGGUGUUCAAAAGAAUGUAAACAACAAGAUGGAGAUUUACAUUCAAUAUUAAAACAUAAUGUAUAUAAUCCCACCACCAAAAAAUCAAAAUUUAUAAAUCCAGACUCCUUCAUAACACUACAAGAUUAUUGUUUAGAAGAAUCUUGGAAUGCAUUAUAUGCUAUAACUUUAAUAUAUGCACAAAUUUUACUAGAUAAAUCAGGAACAAAACAAAAACAAUUUAAUGCAAUGGCAAAAGUUUCACAAGAUAUAAGAUAUAAGGCAUUAAAUUCAGGUGGAGGAACUUUUGAUAAUAUGAAUGGUGGAGCAUUAUUUGUUCAAGAACAACAAAAAACUCUUUGGAAAGAAGGUUAUGAAAAAUUUUUAUCUGUAUUUCCUAAAAAUCCAAUCACUUACAAAGAAUUUUUAUAUAUGAUGGGAACAUAUAAUAUCAAUAAUCUUGAUUCAAAUAUUUAUUUAACACAAUCUCAUUUAAAUCAUAAUUGUAAUCCAAAUACAUCAGUCGAUACUAAUAUAAAUCGUAUAUCAGGAUUAAAAGUAUUUGCUAAAACUAAUAUUAAAGAAGGUGAAGAAAUAACAACUACUUAUGUAAAUCCAAAUCAUACAUUAAAUCAAAGACAAAGAGAGUUAAGAGUUAAUUGGGGAUUUAUAUGUAAUUGUGAAAAAUGUAUUAAUGAUUCAAAUGAACAAAAAAGAAGAAAAUCAUCUACUUCAAAUCAACAAACAAAUGCUAAAAAUAUAAGAAAUAUGUUAAAAGAAACUAGUGAAUCAAUGGGAGAUAAAGAAUUUGAAUUAAGUAUUCCACAAGAUGGAUUUAACGGUGAACGAAGAAAAUCAGUUAGAUUUGAUGAAAAAGUUGUCGCUGUAAAUAAUUAA
Molecule: messenger RNA, 1425 nt
Organism: Lodderomyces jiufengensis
Lineage: Eukaryota; Fungi; Ascomycota; Pichiomycetes; Serinales; Debaryomycetaceae
Product: S-adenosylmethionine-dependent methyltransferase
Exons: 1
Coding region: 1-1425 (474 amino acids)
Molecular function (GO): protein binding
Source: RefSeq, a predicted model, not a curated record